AUGUCGUCCUCGGGGUCCGGCUUCCUCGGCCGCUCGAGCAGCAGCAAUGCCAACAUGCGCGGCCUGGUCCAGUUCAUUGCCGACCUCAGGAAUGCCCGCGCCCGCGAGCUCGAAGAGAAGCGCAUCAACAAGGAGCUGGCCAACAUCCGCCAAAAGUUCAAGGACGGCAACCUCAGCGGCUACCACAAGAAGAAGUAUGUCUGCAAGCUGCUGUACAUCUACAUUCUGGGGUGGAACGUCGACUUUGGCCACCUCGAGGCCGUCAACCUCAUCUCGGCCAACAAGUACUCCGAGAAGCAGAUCGGAUACCUCGCCAUGACCCUCUUCCUCCACGAGAAGCACGAGCUGCUACACCUCGUCGUCAACAGCAUCCGCAAAGACCUUAUGGACCAUAACGAGCUGUUCAACUGCCUGGCUCUCCAUGCCAUUGCCAACGUGGGCGGCCGUGAGAUGGGAGAGGCCCUGAGCGGGGAGGUACAUCGGCUCUUGAUCUCACCGACCUCCAAGCCGUUUGUGAAGAAAAAGGCCGCCCUCACUCUACUUCGGCUCUACCGGAAGCACCCCGACAUUGUCUCGCCGCAGUGGGCGGAGCGCAUCAUCCACUUGAUGGACGACACUGACCUAGGUGUCGCGCUCUCUGUGACCUCGCUGGUCAUGACGCUGGCGCAGGAUAACCUAGAACAAUACAAGGGAGCGUAUACCAAGGCGGCGGCGAGACUGAAGCGCAUCAUCAUUGACGGAGAAUACACCACCGACUACCUCUACUACAAGGUCCCCUGCCCCUGGCUGCAGGUCAAGCUCCUCCGGCUGCUGCAGUACUUUGCUCCUUCAGAAGAUACCCACGUGCGCGAGAUGAUCCGCGAGUCCUUGGAAAGGAUCUUGAAUCUCGCCAUGGAGGCGAACAAGAACGUUCAGCAGAACAACGCCCAGAACGCCGUCCUAUUCGAAGCUAUCAACCUUAUUAUUCACCUUGACACCGAGCACGCCCUCAUGAAGCAAAUCUCUUCUCGCCUUGGCCGCUUCAUCCAGAGCCGUGAGACCAAUGUACGGUAUCUGGGCCUGGAGGCCAUGACGCAUUUGGCUGCGCGCUCGGAGACGCUCGGGCCCAUCAAGCAGCACCAAGACAUUAUUCUCGGGUCUCUCAAAGAUCGUGACAUCAGCGUGCGGCGGAAGGGACUUGACCUUCUUUACAGCAUGUGCGAUGCGACUAACGCCCAAAUCAUUGUCGGCGAGCUUCUUCAUUAUUUGCAGAACGCCGAUUUUGCCAUCCGCGAAGAAAUGGUCUUGAAGAUUGCGAUUCUCACGGAAAAGUACGCCACCGACGUGCAGUGGUAUGUGGACAUUUCGCUGCGUCUCAUUGCCAUGGCUGGAGACCAUGUUAGCGACGAGGUCUGGCAGCGCGUAAUCCAGAUCGUGACGAACAACGAAGAGCUCCAGGUGUACGCCGCUCAGAACGCCCUGCAGCAUAUCAAAUCGGAGCACUGCCACGAAACGCUGGUAAAGAUUGGGGCCUACAUCCUUGGCGAGUUUGGCCAUCUGGUCGCCGACCAGCCACGGUGCAGCCCGAUUGAGCAGUUCAUGGCGCUCCGAAGCAAGCUUGCGGCCUGCUCCCCCAGCACUCGGGCCAUGAUCCUGUCAUGUUUCGUCAAGUUUGUCAACCUCUUCCCGGAGAUCAAGCCGCAGCUUCUCCACACGUUUGACGUGUACACGCACACGCUGGACUCGGAGAUGCAACAGCGUGCAUGCGAGUACUUGGCCCUGGCUAGAAUGCCGACGGACGACCUGCUGAGAACCGUCUGCGACGAAAUGCCGCCCUUCCCGGAGCGCGAGUCGGCGCUUCUGUCUCGCCUUCAUCAGAAACACGCCAACACCAGCGACCGGCGGACGUGGGUUGUUGGAGGUAAAGAUGCCAACGCCGACGGAACAGAGCUGGGCAUGGCCAAGGCUGGUAGUCUCAAGAGGACUUUCAGUGCUGCUGUGCCCCUGAAUGGCGGCAAGGGACACGGCGGCGCCAACGGCAACGCGAACGGUGCCACGGAUCUCGCGGGGCUGGACAUGAAUGCGCCAACGCCGGCCGAGCCCAAGAUGCUUAAGCCACCUAACCUUGCUAGCGCUGCGCAUCUCUCUCCUGGGUGGGAGAAGGGCUUCGACAGGCUCAUUCUACGGUCGGAGGGUGUGCUCUACGAAGAUGGCCAGGUCCAAAUCGGUGUUCGCUCUGAAUACCGUGGACAGAUGGCUUGUCUUAUCGCCUACUUCACGAACAAAACUCCCGGGGCCAUGACGUCGUUCACAACGACCCUAGACUUGGACGAAGCCGAGAAGGGCAAGCUCACCUGGGACGUCAAGAACCUCCCCGAAAGCACCAUUGCCCCCGGAGCGCAGUCUCAGCAAGUGACAAUGUUCGAGGCUAAGAGGGUGUUCGACAAGAGCCCGACAAUCAGAGUCAGCUACCUGGCUGGCGCGCUGCAGGCGCUCACGCUCAAGCUGCCAGUGGCUAUCCAUAAAUUCAUGGACCCGGCUGAUUUGUCUGCCGAAGACUUCUUCAAGAGGUGGAAGCAGAUCGGCGCAGGCCCUCGCGAGGCACAGGAGAUCUUUGGGUUGGCUCCAGGAAAGGGCAGUGGGAGGGAGAUUACGGAACGGUUCGUCAACAAGACGAUUGAAGGCUUCAGAUGGCGCGUGUUGGACAUGGUGGACCCGAAUCCCAAGAACAUUGUGGGAGCCAGCGUCUUGCACACUUCGGAAGGUGGCAAGUUUGGCUGUCUCUUGCGGCUGGAGCCGAACUACGGCAGUCAGAUGAUCCGAAUGACGAUCCGAGCCACGGACGAAUCGGUCCCGUCUGUGUUGCUGAAGCUCAUGCAGGAUAGGAUUUCCAUGGGACAUUCGACGUCACGCGAACAGCCCGGAAGCCCAACAUUUGCAUGA
Purpureocillium lilacinum is the source of this 2922-nucleotide messenger RNA. RefSeq lists its product as uncharacterized. Gene Ontology annotation, molecular function: clathrin-cargo adaptor activity. Gene Ontology annotation, biological process: intracellular protein transport; clathrin-dependent endocytosis. NCBI's taxonomy places the organism in Eukaryota, Fungi, Ascomycota, Sordariomycetes, Hypocreales, Ophiocordycipitaceae. Gene Ontology annotation, cellular component: AP-2 adaptor complex; membrane coat. The record is from RefSeq and is a predicted model, not a curated record.